AUGGGCAAAGAUCGUGAUAACGACCGUGAGGAGCGUCGCAGCCGCGAACGCGGCGAAGGACGCGACAACGAUAACUCAAACAAACGCGGUGAUGACGAUAACAGCUACGGAUCGAACAAGCGCGACAACGACAACGACAACGACAACAGUUAUGGCUCGAACAAACGCGACGACGGCCACAGCUACGGUUCAAGCAAACGUGAUGACAACGACAACGACAACAACUACGGCUCGAACAAGCAGAGCUCUUAUGGUCAAUCUGAUGACAACGACAACUCGAACCGCAACGAGGGCUCGUAUGGGGAAAACAAGGGUGGCAGCAAUGCAUAUGGGUCAUCCAAUAAGGAAGACUCGUACGGCUCGUCCCGCAACGACAACGAGAACUCGUAUGGAUCAUCCAACAACGAGUCAAAGAGCGAGUCGUAUGGAUCCUCCAACAAGGCCUCGUACGGAUCAUCUGGAAAUGACAACGACAAUUCAUAUGGCUCUUCCAACAAUGAGUCGAAGAGUGACUCGUACGGGUCAUCGAAUAAGACCUCCGGGUACGAUAAUGAGAAUUCGUACGGUUCAUCCAAUGAGUCCAAGGGCAACACGUACGGAUCGUCGACCAACGACUCGUCCUCUGGGAACAACCAGAGCUCUUAUGGAUCGUCCAACAAUCAAUCAACGGACUCGUCCAAUAACUCCGGGUCUUCGGGCAACCAAGGAGAUUGGAUCGAUAAGGGUGUUCAGUACGCCGCCAAGCAGGCUGGUUACGAUAUUGACGCGUCGACCGCUGCGAAGAUCGGCGAUGGUUUGCAAGAGGGCCUCAAAAAGUUCGGGGGAGACAAAUUCGCUCUAUUAGGAGGCUUCUAA
This is a messenger RNA of Pleurotus ostreatus (oyster mushroom), 855 nucleotides long. RefSeq lists its product as uncharacterized. The record is from RefSeq and is a predicted model, not a curated record. NCBI's taxonomy places the organism in Eukaryota, Fungi, Basidiomycota, Agaricomycetes, Agaricales, Pleurotaceae. The transcript is spliced from 3 exons. The coding region runs from base 1 to 855 and encodes 284 amino acids.